Molecule: messenger RNA, 5665 nt
Organism: Symbiodinium natans
Lineage: Eukaryota; Dinophyceae; Suessiales; Symbiodiniaceae
Source: the annotation of a GenBank genome assembly
AUGAGGCUAUGGGCCUUUCUUUUCCUAGCCUCUGCAGAGCGCAUCUACGACUUUCUGGAUGUAAAGGUCCACCCCUUUCCCACGUCCUGCAAUGGAACCCAAGCUUUGCAGGGUAACUACACUGUGGAAGUUGCCGCCACCAUCCCAACAUCAUGUCGUCUACAAGGCCGGGGAGCCACAGUCCUGCUAAAGGCACCUUUGACCUUCUCCGGGGAUGUGAUCAUGGAGGGCGACAUUGCCUGGAUCGGGGAGGAGCCUUUCAGUCAGGCCUGCGUGGCAGCGCGCAGCCUGCAAAUUGGCGGAGGCAGCUCGAAGGACCGGAUCAGCUUCCAAGACUGCCACAACAGGAAGAGCUUUGGGGGGGCACUCCUCGUGGAGGACAACUUGGCGGUUCUGCCUCAUGCGGCUCUUUCUGUGCAGCAGUGCAGCAGUUUCAAAGGUGGAGGCGGCGCCUACGUUAGUGGCACGGUUAUGCAGGAGGGGCGUCUUGAGAUGUCCGGAUGCCACAGUGGAGGUGGGGGGGGCGGCUUGCAAGCUACGAUCGGGCUGGUGCAGGGCCCAGAGGGUGUGAUGAGCUUCUCUCAGUGCCAGGCUCAGGAUAGUGGGGGGGGGCUCUUGGUGGAAGGUGAUCUACAGCUUCAGGGGAAGCUGCGUGUGGAGGACUGCGCUUCCGAGGCCCAGGGAGGUGGAGUCGCCGUUCACGGCACCCUCUUGCAGCUUGCGGGAACCAUUGGCUUCCAAAAUUGCACAGCUGCUGUCGCGGGUGGGGGGCUUCACGUGAGCGCCUGGAAUCAGACGAAGGGCUUUGCAAGCUUUCGACUCUGUCAGGCGGGGGCAGGGGGAGCUGUCUUCAGCAGCGGCGAUGUGCACCUCGCAGGGACGAACCAGUUCAAUGUCAGCAAGGCCAGCAAUGAAGUCAGCAAGAGGAGAACGAGAGGAAGCGGUGGUGGCAUGUCGAUCAGGAAGGGCAACCUGGUCCAGCACGGCGGUUCGAUGAGUUUCUUCCACUGCGAAGCCGAAAGUGGUUACGGCGGAGGCUUGUCUCUGGACAGUGGUUUCCUGCACCAGAUGAGCGAGGCCGUCAUGGUCUUCGUUCGCUGCAAGGCUCACUCAGGGGGAAGCUGGCGAGUAGGUGGCGAAGUUCAGCUUCAGGGAAGCAUGUCAUGCUCAAACUCCGAAGCAGACUAUGGGGGCUGCGGAACACUCGGCAGCAGCAUUACGGUGGUGGGUGGAGAGCUAUUUUUCACCGGAUGCAUGGCUCGAACUGAGGCCGGCGGAUUGAUGGUAGCGAAAACCUUCGUCCAGGAAGCCGGCACGGUGUCUUUCAACACCUGCAGGAGCCAACAUACAGGAGCAGGUUGCCUGCAGGUUGGCGCCUUGAAACAGUCUAACGGUUCCCUGCGCCUUGCUGGCUGCACCUCUCAGACGGGUUCUGGGGGAAUAGUCAGCAAAGGCCCCGUGGACCUGGCUGGCUCCAACGUGUUCAGCGACUGUUCAACCAAAUCGUCAGGGGCUGGCCUGUCGAUUAAGGUAGGCAACCUCGUCCAGCACGGUGGGUCGACGCGGUUCGAACGAUGCAAUGCAGAAGGAGAUGGUGGAGGCGUGUACCUCGAUCGGGGCUCCUUACAUCAGAAAGAUGGCGUCAUGGACUUCCUCAAGUGCUCCGCGAAUGGAAGAGGAGGCAGCUUGCGCGUGAAGGGCGACCUGAUCGUCAGGGGCAACCUUUCCUGCUCAGGAUCUUACGCCAGGGUGGAUGGGGGUGGGGCCAUUGUGGGUGGCAAGCUGAAGCAGCUUGGUGGGCACUUGGUAUUCAAGAAGUGCACAGCGAAACGUGGAGAAGGUGGAGGGGGAGCGCUGGUAAAGUUCGUGGUGCAGGAGGGCGGGACGAUGUCCUUCCGAGGAUGCGAAGCCAAUGGAAAAGGAGCAAGUUGCCUGCAAACUCGAAGCUUGACGCAGCGAAAUGGCUCCAUGCAGGUUACAGGCUGCAAAGGGGGUGACAGCGGGGCAGUUCUCAGCAAAGGCCCGGUAGAGCUGGCGGGCUCCAACCUUUUCUCCCACUCAUCGAAUGAGAAUGGGGGUGGCUGCCUCCUGAUCAAGGAAGGGAACCUCACCCAGCACAGGGGCGUGACCGAGUUCGACCGGUGCAAGGCUGGCAAAGGUGGUGGUGGUUUGCUCUUGGAAAAGGGCUCCUUACAUCAGAAGGCGGAGGGCACGAUGGUUUUCUCCAAUUGCGAGGCGCGUGCUCUGCGUGGUGCUGCACCUGCUGCUGUUGCCGCUAGCAGUGGUGGUGGCUUGCGGGCCAAUGGUGCACUUUACCUGCAUGGCCACCUCUCUUUCAAGGGCUGCAAGGCCACGGUCUUCGGCGGCGGAGCGCAGGUGACUCUUUUAAGACAGCUUGGCGGGACCCUGGUCGUGGAAGGGUGCUCUGCAGGCAGUGGUGGUGGGAUGCAUGUGAGGCGGACCUUUGCCCAGGAUGCUGGGAAGGUGUCCUUCCGAAAUUGCACGGGUAGACGCGAAGGAGGCUGCCUGUACACAAGAAACUUCAACCAGUCGGGCGGCUCAUCGGAGUUCGUGCACUGCCGUGGCCAGGACAACGGGGGAGCCAUCUACAGCUGGCGCGACGUGCACCUGGGCGGCUCGACCUUUCUUGCCAACUCCUCGGUGGAAACCGAGGAUGCCCACGGCGGCUGCUUGUUGGUCGCAAAAGGAAACCUCACCCAGAGUGGCGAUACCAAGUUCUCGGGGUGUGCAGCUUACCGGGGCCACGGUGGUGGCUUGGGCCUCCGCAAUGGCAGCCUCAUUCUCGCCGCAGGCACCAUGGACUUUGACAGCUGCACAGCUUCCUGGAACGGGGGAGGCGCCUUCGUGCCAGAGCAUGUGGAGGUGAUCUCCGGCAAGCUCACGUUCCUCCGCUGCCGCUCGAAGGGCUGGGAGGGGGGAGGGGGCCUCUACGUUUCGGAGGGUGACCUCCUUCAGCAUGGCGGCGCCACGCACUUCCAGGAUUGCAAGGCAGCAAGUGGAGGUGGUGGUGGGGUCCACAUCCAGCAAGGCGCCCUGCAACUCCUCGCGGGCAGGAUGAGCUUCGAGCGGUGCGCGGCAGAUGGAGCCCAGGGCGGUGGCGGCUUGCUGCUCACGCAAGGCGACUUUCGGCAGGCGGCAGGAUCCGCCCUGUUCUCAUACUGCGCGGCAAGGGCGGGCUAUGGCGGCGGCUUGAAUCUCAUCGCUGGCUCCUUACACCAAAGCUCCACUGAUGGCAGCCUCAACUUUUACAAUUGCGAGGCACGUGCUGGGGGCGGCGUCGCUGUCAAGCGGAAUGCCACGCUCCUGGGUGCAAGUACCUUCAACAGCUGUGUUGCCCGCAGCCGCAGUGCAGAACGAGGGGGCGGUGGGGUCUUUCUUGACAAAGGCUACCUGCACCUCCAUGGAAGCUUGCACAUGACAGACUGCAGCACCAUGAGCAAUGGCGGCGGCGUGCUUGUAAAGAGGGGUGGCAUCAUAGCGAUCGGAAACGUUUCCGUGACCAACUCCAGCGCACGGAGGAGUGGAGGUGGUAUCUACCUGGCUGGAAAGAUGGAACAACUGGGCGCUGGAGUGAUCGAGUUCCGCCAUUGCGCAGCGUACAGUGCUCAUGGUGGUGGCAUGUGGGCUGGAGGUCUGUCCAGCCACAGUGAGAUCCUUUUCGACAGCUGUACUGCCGGCAACGUAGACGGGAACGGUGGCGGGCUGGCCAUUGAAGGAGCCGUCGAGCAGACUGGCACGAUGAGCUUCCUGAAAUGCUCAACAGGUGGGAAAGGCGGUGGAUUCUACGUGAAUUCCACUCGCCCUGGAAUGCUGCAGCACAUAAGCUUCGAUCAAUGCAGCACAGUUGGCGUGGCACACUCGCUUUUCUCCACCGGCCCGCUCAAUAUCUCGGACUUGAAGCUCUUGUGCAAUGACGCCAAUGACGUGUGCGUCGACGUUCACAGCGAGCUAUCCAUGGCAGGAGUGCGGAUGAAGAGCAACGGUAGUGUCAGCAUCCGGGCAUCGGCACUGGACAGUGGCCGCAUCAGUUGCACCGACACCAAAGCUUGUCAGCUACUCACGCCAAAGGCUUCCCGCAGCAUUGCCGGACUGGUUUGCCCGCUGGGCACUGGCGUCAAUGACACGGACGGCGAGAAGAGCUGCGAGACGUGCAGUGACAACUACACCCAAGUACAGCUGUCCACCACUGCGCCUUGCAAUGUCUGCCCCAUAGAGAAUGAGUUCUGCUAUGCGAGGAAUUUCAAGAUGAAGCCUGGUCACAUGGUUAAGGACACAAAUGUCAGCUUCACCUACUACUGCCCCAACCCAGCGGCAUGCCCAGGAGGGAACUCCAGCAAUUUCACGAGCAUGUGUGCCAAAGGAUACACAGGAAAGUCUUGUGCCAGAUGCAGCCAGGAUCAGGGCUUCGCCAUAUCGGACAGCAGCGUGCUCUUGUGCACCCAGUGUGCCUCGCAGCAGUGGAAGCAGUACGCCCAGUGGGGCUACAUGCUCCUGAAGCGCGUGGUACCCUUCGGCCUGUCAGCCGCCAGCGUGCUGAAGGGAGAUGCCGAAGUAAAGCCAAGUGGUGUCCUCAUCAACCAGCUCAUGUCCUUUGCCACGGUCGCAGGUAUGCUUCUUACGGUGAUGGCACAGACUGCGGCCAUGGAGCAGAUUAAAGGAAAUGCUGGGGCGGCUUUUGAUGCCGUGUUUGGUGUGCUGGGCGGCGUUGCAGAUAUGGCCUCAGGACAGGCAACAUUCGAGGACUCGUCUGGAGGCAUGUCUUCCAUUUGCUUGUUGUGGUACAUUGGCUUCUCUGGAAUGCUCUGGCAGGUUCACCUCCUUCACAGCCUGGUGCCUGCCUUGUUGGUGGCAGGGUUGAUGGCAUUUCUCCCCCACGAGAAACGCCGAGUGGCCAUUGUGGUUGGGCUGAACUGCUUCUGGCCGGAAGUCUUCAGCUUCUUCGGCAAGCAUCUCUACUGCUACCAGUAUGCCCCGCAGCUGAUCAAGCGCGAUGCCUUUGAGUGCCCUUUCAUGCCUGACCCAACGGGUCGUCUAGUUCUACGUGUCCUCGCCGUGCUCAUGAUCUUGGCUGUGGCUGGCAUAUGGGUCCGCCUGUCUCUUCCCAGCAAAGGGAGCCAAGAGAGCCCAGGGAGCCUCCCUCUCCACGUCCUCUUCUUGACCAAGCCCUACAGGCCCGGCGUCGCCCUGUGGGAAUCAGAGCGCCUCUUCAGAAAGACUCUUCUCACCAUGGCGGUCUCAGCACUCCCGAUCACGUCAUCCCCGGCCCUACAGCUUGCGUGCAUUGGCUCCAUCGUCACUGUGUCCUUGAUCCUCUAUAUCGCGCUGCUUCCCUACAAAGCCUUACGCUGGAAUCUGACGGAGUGCGCCCUGCUCCUUACGGCCGUUUUCAUGACGGUGCUGGUGUUUGGCCUCACAGCCUACGAUAGCUACUGGGGCCGGGACAUCGCCUUAGAGUACGGGAUGAUCAUGGCGGCAGUCGCGCUGGCAGGCAGCUUCUGCUUGGUGAUGAUGUACCUCAUCUACCGGGAGCUCAUGCAAGAGUGGUACAAGCAAAAGCACCCUGUGGAAGCUGAGGGUCACCCUGUGGAAGCUGAGGGUCCCCGAGGCGAAACAAACGAUUCCCUGCUGUGGCUGAAGUUCAUCU